CUUGAGGUUCCUAACUAGUCACAUUCCAGUGUGAGAACACCACAGGUACAAGGCUGAUGAAGAGAGAAGUCAGAAAAGAUGAAAAAGAGAGACGGGUGUGAGCAAAAGAGGAGAAAGAAAAACCAGUGAGGGAAAACAAAAACACACCAAUAAGUAGACCAUGAGGGUUCAACUCUACUGGCUGCUGCUGUUGUUGGUCGACUGCUGCGAACGGAUUACAGGGGCAGUGAGUGGCAUCAGUCGAUAUAUAAAGCAUUACGAGGGCUUGUCAUAUGACAGGGAGGAUCUUCACAGGAAACACCUGAGAGCCAGGAGAGCCACACAACCUCAGGAAUACACACUGCAGCUGGACUUCACUGCCUUCCACAGAACUUUCCAUCUACAUUUGAAACGCAAUGCAGCACCAUUUUCAGAAAACUUUACAGUGGUCACUGAAAAUGGUUCCUCAUCAGCAGACCUGUCCCACAUAUAUUCAGGAACACUCGAGGGUGAACGUGGUUCAGCCUGCCAUGGCUCUGUGUUACAGGGUCAGUUUGAGGGUACGAUCCAUACAAACAAUGGGACUUAUCACAUAGAGCCAUUACAUAGAUACACCAGCAGUGAAACAGAUCACCAUUCUAUAAUCUACCAUGAGGACGACAUGGUCCUGCCAUCCAUGAGAACCGGUCCUGAUGGAUUCUGUGGUUCAGAACAUCUAAACCUCCUUGCCCAAAGCCUCACACCCAAUGAGGAGGCACCAGUGAGCAGGUUGAAGAGAACAGUGGAUGAGUCAAAGACCAGCUGCCUACUCCACCUCCAUGCUGACCACCUCUACUACAAGAAGUUCAAGUCUGUUGAAGCUGUUGUGGCUCAGGUCGCCUCCUACAUACGAGCUGUGAAUGACAUCUAUGACAAGGUGGACUUUGAUGGAAUAAAGCUGAUCAACUUCAAAGUGAAAUCCCUCAGAGUGAUGACAGAGGAGGACAAAAACGAUCCUCUCUCUCCUCUGUACAUAGGGCCUGAGAAACUGUUGAGUCUGUACUCUGAGAACAACUGGGGCAACUUCUGUCUGUCCUAUCUUCUCACCAAUAGAGACUACAGCGGAGUGCUGGGGCUCGCCUGGGAGGGCAAGACUGGUAACUGGGGAGGGAUAUGCUCACAGCUGACCACCCUGCGUAAUGGCCAGACGUCCACCCUGAACACAGGUCUAAUCACCAUUCAGAACUAUGGACAGUUCCUGCCUCCUCGACACGUCCAGCUUACCUUCGCCCACGAACUCGGCCACAGUCUGGGAUCUCCGCAUGACGAGGGCUCAAACUGUGGUAACCUCGGCUCCUCUGGCGGUAAGGGCAGGUAUCUGAUGUUCCCUCACGCCACAGACGAGGUGCGUGAAAACAAUGAUAAGUUCUCGCCCUGCAGCAUCAAACACAUCAGCAAGGUCCUGAAACUGAAGAAGGACGACUGCUUUGUGGUCAGUGAUCAGCCCAUUUGUGGAAACCAGAUUGUGGAGGAAGAUGAGCAGUGUGAUGUGGGUCACAAUGAGACAGACCUCUGCUGCUUCAGUGCUAAACAGCCCGUGGGAGUCCAGUGUCACCUGAAGCCCGGUAAAGUCUGCAGCCCAAGCCAGGGCCUCUGCUGCGCUCAGGACUGUGGCUUUAAGCCGGCAGGUCAUAUCUGCGAUGAGGAGACAGACUGUCAGAGAGAGAGCGUGUGCUCAGGCCUCUCGUCGUUCUGCCCCGAGCCGAGCGCCAAGGAAAACCUCACAGUCUGCAGUCAGGGCACACGUGUCUGCCUGAGCGGGGUUUGUACUGAGUCUGUCUGUUUGAAGCACAGCCUGCAGCAGUGCGACUGUCCUGGAGACUCCAUGAAGGAGAAAUGCCACAUGUGCUGCCAGCAGCCCGGUAACCACUAUCCCAUGUAUAAGCCUGAGACGUGUGCCAGCACCACCUCCUCCGUGUUGUCCCGUCACUUCCAGAGAAAGGCUUUGCCAUUGGUCGGUGGGGCUCCAUGCUCAGGGAAUCAGGGAUACUGCGACAAAUUCCAUGUGUGUCGUCUGCUGGAUGCAGACGGCCCAAUUGCAAGACUGAAAAACUCCUUUCUCAAUCUGGAUGACUUUGAUGACAUAGCAGAGUGGAUGAAGGCUUAUUGGUGGGCCAUCCUGCUGGCUAUCCUGACUCUGUCUGGAGUGAUGGGCUGCACCGUCUGCCUCUGUGGACGCAGGCUGGACACCAGCGACGUGGAGUGACACCAGCGACUAUUAAAUCCCUUUUCCUUGCGUGACCUUACUGUCUGUAUUUCAACAAGUGGUGAGGGACUCCUGUGAUUCAUAUCACGUGGAAAACGUUGUUGUUACCAGCUGUGAGGUCAGUUGACCCCCUUAGAGGCCCCAUGGCAUCAAAUACCUGCAAUGAUUUAAAGCCACCUGAUCCUGCAAUGGAGGACUCUGAAAAUUAAAUUUUCAUUGUAUGUUUACAAAGUAGAAAGAGGCUGAUGUCUAAGUUCAAAACAUGAGAGUAAACAUGUGUAUCGCCUCAAAGACCGCUCAUUUAACAUUUAUGGUCUACAGUGGUUCAGGUACUGAACUUAAGUAUUUUUUGAGGUCUUCAUCACUUUGUUUCAAAAGGGAAUUUUCUACUCAUUCCACAAUUUGUAUUCAUGGUUUUUGUAAUUUUUCUGAAAAGUAAAAAGAUGUCUAUGAUUUGAUGUUCUAUCAGAGAAAAUUCUUCAAUGGCUUCAUUGCUGAUGACCAAAGAGUUAAAGUUAUCCAGCGUUUCACAAAAAUGGAAAAAAGAUUAUUUCCUCUCUCAUGAUUUAUCUCACAACACAGAUUUAUUUUGUGAACCCGACCUCUUAGGUUGGAAACCAUUGAGUUUACGUUUAAUUUGUUAAAGUGUUUGGAUCAAACACAUAUUUUGGGCUGAUAAUGAAUUAAAAAAAAUGAAUAAACAACCUUAAGCUUG
Molecule: messenger RNA, 2939 nt
Organism: Scatophagus argus
Lineage: Eukaryota; Metazoa; Chordata; Actinopteri; Scatophagidae
Product: disintegrin and metalloproteinase domain-containing protein 10
Exons: 15
Coding region: 161-2224 (687 amino acids)
Biological process (GO): membrane protein ectodomain proteolysis; Notch signaling pathway
Cellular component (GO): plasma membrane
Molecular function (GO): metalloendopeptidase activity
Source: RefSeq, a predicted model, not a curated record